AUGGCUGAGGAAACCCCGCUAAUUCCUGUAAAGCCCAAUUCGAUUAGCAGCCUAUCAGAAGCGGUCAGGCAUGGUCUUCAAGAAUCUAGAGCUAGCAGCACAAUCAAUGAAUUCGAUGCAAUCAAGAUAAAUAUCAAUAUCGAUGCCAGACUCGAUAAGAUGAUCAUGCUUUCUACGUACCGUCGGUAUUUCGAAGGGAUCCAAUUGAAACCAAAGAUGCAGAUAAUGGGAAACUCAAUCAUCAAAAUGAGAUGA
Molecule: messenger RNA, 255 nt
Organism: Botrytis fragariae
Lineage: Eukaryota; Fungi; Ascomycota; Leotiomycetes; Helotiales; Sclerotiniaceae
Exons: 2
Coding region: 1-255 (84 amino acids)
Source: RefSeq, a predicted model, not a curated record